UUUGCCCGUGCCACCGGCGUUAAUGGCGUCCCCAGGGGUCCUUCCACCAUCACCACGGAGGCAAUUCCUCCCGUCGGUGGGAAGUGGGGCUGGAAAGAGCUGCCAUUUUACAGGGCAAGGGCUGCCGUCCAGAUGUCGCUGUGCACAACUUCACAUUUCUGCAUGCUGGUCCUUCCAGUGAUGUCACUGCUGCUGUUCUUCUCUCCCAUUGGUUGGAGCUACGAUGGCCUCACCCCAGGGUGUCACCUACAUCCCUUCAACGUGACUAUCCGCAGUGACCGCCGCGGCACGUGUAAAGGCACCCACCUGGUCUACGCCUGUGUGGGCUACUGUGAGUCCAGCGCCUUCCCCUCCAGAUACUCAGUGCUGGUGGCCUCCAACUUCACCCACAACAUCACCUCCGCCUCACGAUGCUGCACCAUCAGCAAGGACGCUAAGGUCAAAGUUCGCCUGGACUGCCCUCGAGGUCGUCACCAUGAAGAAAUAGAGAUCCUGACCGCAAAGGCGUGUCGAUGCGACAUGUGCCGCAAGUCCCGCUACUGAGACAUCAAGACAAUAUGCUGCAGUGUACCAUAGGACCAAAAACUAAUUUAGUCAGUUAAGCCGUAGAAACUUAAAAAUGAUUGAAAUACAGGUGUUUCAGGGAUAAACCAUCAUUUUCCUAUCUCUACUCUAAGUAUUUUGAAUGUUGAAGAAAAUGCCCUUUAAACUAUUUAA
Molecule: messenger RNA, 717 nt
Organism: Trematomus bernacchii (emerald rockcod)
Lineage: Eukaryota; Metazoa; Chordata; Actinopteri; Perciformes; Nototheniidae
Gene: gpha2
Product: glycoprotein hormone subunit alpha 2
Exons: 4
Biological process (GO): cell surface receptor signaling pathway
Cellular component (GO): extracellular region
Molecular function (GO): hormone receptor binding; hormone activity
Source: RefSeq, a predicted model, not a curated record